AUGGGCGCCUACAUGUCAAAGCCGAAUACGGAGAAAGUUACCGAAAAAGGAGGGAACAAAUGGAUAUCAUACAGCUCAUGCUCUAUGCAAGGUUGGAGAAUGCACCAAGAGGAUGCUCAUAAUUGCAUUCCCGAUUUUGAUGUCUCUCGGGGAGUAUCGUUCUUCGCUGUUUACGAUGGUCAUGGUGGAUCAGAAGUCGCACGAUACUGUGCUGAAAAGAUGCCUAAAUAUUUGAUGGAACAUCCAGCUUAUAAAAAUAAUAAUGAUAAUAACAAGACAGAUAUGAAAGAAGCACUGAAACAAUUAUUCCUUGAUUUUGAUGCUACACUGGUAACACCGGAAACUAAAGCCACUUUGAGUAAACUAUCAGAGGCUGACAAAGCUGAUGAUAGUGAUGGUGGGGAUGAAAAAGAAUCACAUGUUAAAAUUCAUUGUACUCUGGCCGAUGAUGAUGAUGAGGAUGAUGAUGAUGGUGAAGAAGAUGCAAGUUAUUCAGAACUGUUGGCUUUACGCGCUGAAGCAAAUCAACCGUUGGAGCAUGUUUUAGAAAAGUAUGGCGGAGAAGAUGCUCUACCCUCUAGUAUAAAGACUAUACUGGAUUUUCGACGUCAAAUGAAAGUUGGUGAAUGUAGCCAUAGUCCGAUCAAGCUAACUGACGCCUCAUCAGGAGGCUCAUCAAGUGGCAAUAUAAAAUCCAAAGAAACAGAUUCCAGUGACACUGUUCAAGUGUCUGAUAAUACUGGGAGUGAUGGUGUUGGUGAUGCAGAGACCACUAAAGAAAGUUCUGACAAUGGCAUUCAAUCUAAAGGAACAGAGGGAAAGGAAGAAGAAGAAAAAGAAGAGAAAGAUACUGAUUCUAAAAAAACUCCUGCUGCUGCUGCAAAGAAGGACUCGACCAGUACGUCUUCAGAAAAACCUGCAGAUAGCACAGAUGACAGUAAACCUGCAACUGACACAUCUGGAGAUGAAGAUGAAAGUGAUGAUGACAGCGCAGAUUUCGAUCCCGAGGUUGAGCUUGAAGAGAGUGAUGAUGACGAUGAUGAUGAUGAAGACGACGACGACGACGAUCGACGAUGA
Molecule: messenger RNA, 1077 nt
Organism: Trichobilharzia szidati
Lineage: Eukaryota; Metazoa; Platyhelminthes; Trematoda; Strigeidida; Schistosomatidae
Source: the annotation of a GenBank genome assembly